Condylostylus longicornis is the source of this 644-nucleotide messenger RNA. RefSeq lists its product as uncharacterized. The record is from RefSeq and is a predicted model, not a curated record. The coding region runs from base 11 to 628 and encodes 205 amino acids. The transcript has a single exon. NCBI's taxonomy places the organism in Eukaryota, Metazoa, Arthropoda, Insecta, Diptera, Dolichopodidae.
GUUCCCAAAUAUGUUUAAUUUAAAAAUUUUUAUUUUGAUUGCAAUUUUAAGCAUAGUAAAUUCUAAUGCAGCUAGACUCAGAUCUUCGUCUCGUUUAAGAACAUCUCAACAAAAAUUCGAAAGGCAAGAACUUUUAACUACAACAACACAAGCAACACCCGAAGAAAUAACAACAUUAUCAAAUAAUGAACCAGAACCGACAACAACAGCUUCAAAUAAACCAUCAUUAGGUGGACCUUAUCAACCAUCCGGAUGGAAACCAAGUGGACGUUCUUUUCUUUUACCAACAGAAAUAGAAGAACGACAAAUUCAACCAAAUUUAAAAUAUGGACCACCAUCAAACUCAUACGGACCACCUGUUGUUAAUUCUCCAGAUGUUAAUGAUAUUGAAAUUGAGGAUCCAGAUUCUAUUUCAAUUGAUGCUGCAUCACUUGUUAAUGAUGGAGAAAUACCAAAACAUGGUUCAUAUUUUGUUCGUCUAUCAGAUGGCAGUUUACAAAAGAUAAUAUUUUCACCAGCAGAAAAUUCACCCGUAAAAAUUGUUGCUCAACCGUUAUCAGCUUUUAAAAAAUCUGAAAAAUUACGACGAAAUCCAGUAAAUGGAUUUUCGUUAGUGAGAGGAUUUUAAUUGAAAAUUUUAAAGA